UCCGCCGGCGCGGCUCGGGGGCCCCUGGAGGAGGAGGAGAGGAAAAACCACGGGAUUGAGCUCUGUCAGUGGCGCUCGCGGCUUCCAAGGGGGAAGUGCCGGGGAAUAAUUAAUGUUUUUAUUAAAUUUGGAGGGAAUUUUUUUGCAGCCGAUCGCCGCGCGUGGCCUUCAGGCUGAUUGGAGUCCAGAUCCCGAGGAAAUCUCCAGAUCAAAUGCCCAGUAAAUAAAAAACACUGAGCUAAGACUCGUGGAAGAGCUGCAGAAUGGAUGGAUUUUAUGACCAGCAAGUGCCUUACAUGGUCACCAAUAAUCCGCGUGGGAGAAACUGUAAUGAGAGACCGACAAAUGUCAGGAAAAGAAAAUUCAUUAACAGAGACCUGGCUCAUGAUUCAGAAGAACUCUUUCAAGAUCUGAGCCAAUUACAGGAGACAUGGCUUGCAGAAGCUCAGGUACCUGACAAUGAUGAGCAGUUUGUGCCAGACUAUCAGGCUGAAAGUUUGGCUUUUCAUGGUCUCCCUGUGAAGAUCAAGAAGGAACCCCAUAGCCCAUGUUCGGAACUUGGCUCCGCUUGCAGUCAAGAGCAACCAUUCAAGUUCAGUUAUGGGGAAAAGUGCCUGUACAAUGUCAGUGCCUAUGAUCAGAAACCACAAGUGGGAAUGAGGCCCUCCAACCCACCGACGCCAUCCAGCACUCCCGUGUCGCCGCUGCACCAUGCCUCCCCGAACUCCGCUCAGACUCCUAAACCUGACCGCGUUUUCCCUACCCACCUCCCUCCAUCCCAGUCCAUUCCAGACAACAGCUUCCCUAUGGAUCACAGAUUUCGCCGCCAGCUCUCUGAGCCUUGCAAUUCUUUCCCACCUUUGCCUGCAAUGCCAAGGGAAGGACGUCCAAUAUAUCAGCGCCAGAUGUCUGAACCAAACAUCCCUUUCCCACCUCAAGGUUUUAAGCAGGAGUACCACGAUCCAGUUUAUGAACACAACGCUAUGGUUGGCAGUGCAGCCAGUCAAAAUUUCCCCCCUCCGCUGAUGAUUAAACAGGAACCUAGGGAUUUUGCAUAUGAUUCAGAAGUGCCUAGCUGCCAUUCCAUUUACAUGAGGCAAGAAGGCUUCCUGGCUCACCCAAACAGAACAGAAGGCUGUAUGUAUGAAAAGGGACCUAGGCAGUUUUAUGAUGACACUUGCGUUGUUCCAGAGAAGUUUGACGGAGAUGUCAAACAGGAGCCAGGCAUGUACCGCGAGGGACCCACAUAUCAGCGGCGAGGCUCGCUUCAGCUCUGGCAGUUCUUGGUAGCUCUUCUGGACGACCCAUCAAACUCUCACUUCAUAGCAUGGACUGGCCGAGGCAUGGAGUUCAAGCUGAUUGAGCCAGAGGAGGUGGCACGUCGCUGGGGGAUUCAGAAAAACAGGCCAGCUAUGAACUAUGAUAAACUUAGCCGAUCGCUUCGCUAUUAUUAUGAAAAGGGAAUCAUGCAAAAGGUGGCUGGAGAAAGAUACGUCUACAAGUUUGUUUGUGACCCUGAAGCGCUUUUCUCCAUGGCUUUUCCCGACAACCAGCGCCCCUUGCUGAAGACUGACAUGGAGCGCCACAUCAAUGAGGAGGACACUGUGCCUCUGUCCCACUUCGACGAGAGCAUGGUCUACAUGCAGGACGGGGGCUGCUGCAACACCCACCCCUACAACGAAGGCUAUGUCUAUUAACAACAGUGACACUGAAGGGGUGUUUCCCCCUCCCUUAAGCUUCUCCUCUUUCCCAAGACCCAGAGGAAAGCUGAAUCGACUUCAGUUUGUUUUUUAAAUAGUACACUAAAAGGGGCUUUUCCUGUUGCAUUACUCCUAUGGUCUGCCAUGGACAGCGCACUUUAUUUGAAAGGGGAGGGUUGGAACCUAAAUGUUAUUCUGUGUAAAAGGAGGAAAAGGGUGGGUUUGCUUUUUACUUAAGUUUGGGAAGGGAACAUACAGGUUUUAAGUACAAAAAAAGCUAUAUCAUGUCUGUUUUGUUUCAUAUCAGCAUAAGAUAUUGUACAUUUUCUCUGGGUAUCUGUAGUACAGUUAAUUCUCAUUGUGCAAAAUAACCACUUUUGAUGAUGAUAUCAGCACAGCAUGCCUAGGGCAUUUAUUUCUUGCCAUUCCUAAUUGUCUUUCUGUAGUAAUAAAAGAGAAGCAAAGCAUAUACCACCGCAUUUAAUUUAGAAGUUUCCAGUGGCAGAACUUGUACCUUGCCUCUGUGAACAACCAGAUGGUUUUCCUAUUAUUUUCCUUUUUGCUUUUCAUUCUUUUUCUAUUUUUUUCUUUUUUUUUGUGUAUGACUUAAAAAAAAAUUCCUAUUUCAUGCCAGACUGGCCAUAAGUACAAUGACCAAGCAGUGAAAUCCCUGACUUCAGACUGCAAGCUGCAUGCUGUAUCUGGUGCCACAUUGCUUUACAUGUAUGGCCCAUGCUAUGGCGCUGAUUUUUCAAGAUCCAUUUGAGGGUAGUAAUUACAUGGAGUAGGCUUUCUGGUGAUCAUGUCAGCAUUAAAUACAGGAUCAUGAUCAGGAGGGAGAAAACAUUUUGUAUCCUUCCAUUUCCUUUGGUACAUAAAUAAGUUAUUUAAUCAAUAGGAAUUAACUGUACUAAGUCACAUAUCUAAUUAUGCUGUUUAGACACAGCAAGCACUCCUUGAGAAAAAUAUCCAAUACACUAAAUAGGUACUUUAGUAAUUUUUAGACACGGUACCCAUUAAUAUGCAUUUAAACCUUUUACUGCUGUGUUAUGUUGAUAACAUAUAUAAAUACUAGAUAAUGCUAAUGCUUCUGCUGCUGUCUUUUUCUGUAAUAUUCUCUUUGAUGCUGAAUUUACUAUGACCAUUUAUAAGCAAUGCUGUAACUACAGGUAGCAUUUCAGGACAAAAUAGAUGACUUGAACCAUUUAUUGCUUAGAAAAUAGCUUACGCCAUAGCUGUGCUAUAAGCAGCUUUUAUGCGCAUCCACAAAUGACUAGUAAGCUUCAGCUUGCUAAGGAAAGCUCUGCAGAACCUUUUGUAAUUUUUGGUGGAACAGAGAUGAACUGUCAAAGAAUACCAUGAAGUUGCUGUAUGACGUUGUAGUGCUGGCACUGGUGUUACCAAUCAACUUGUUUUGGACACUAAAUGUAAAUGUGAUCGGAUAUGCUUGGAAGACAAUUUAAAUUUUGAGGGGUUUUUUUGGUUGUUUUGUUAUUUUUUCAAAUUGUUUUAUUUUUUGAGAGGGGUUACCUUGGACACAAACCACACGUUCUAUUCUGUAUGUAAAACAAAAACAAAAAGUAGCAAAACCGCAAAAGUUAAAAUAUUUAUGAGCACCUUUUUUUAAAUACAAUAAUUCAUAAGUUGGAGGGGUGGAGAGGAAGCUAAGAAUUGGAUUUAAUUUUUUGCCCAGUGAAAUUUAAAUAGUUGUUAUAUGAAGUACCUUGUUUUCCUAGAUUGUCAAGAAGUGGGAGAAAAAUAAAUACGUAACCAUAAAAAAACAAGAAUAACUUUCAUCAUAAUGGAUGGAUUUCAAAGACAGUCCUAGGUGGUGGGUUAAUCUUCCAUCCUUUGUCAGUUAAGACACUACUUAAGUUAUGAAUAUUUUAAUACACAUUUAAUCAAAAGUAAAGAAGUAGUGGUCACUAGAAACCACAGGUGCAUAAAAAGCAUUUGGGCAGGUAUUUAAUUUACCCAGAUCCAUGAGACAACAUAUUUUAUGAUAUAUGCCUUAAUAUGCCACCUAAUUCUGUCAUUCAUAGAUCUCAAUGGCACUUAAAUACUUGGUGAUCAACUGACAAAAAGAAGACUAAAAUUGCAGAACUAGCGAAAAGGAAAGGGAAAAUGUUCAGUAAUAUUGUUUAAAAAAUGUGGUUUCCAUUGAAAUAAGGUUCAAAUGAAACAUGCUUUGAUGAAAAG
Camarhynchus parvulus is the source of this 3899-nucleotide messenger RNA. It is a transcript of the gene ETV1, whose product is annotated as ETS variant transcription factor 1. The record is from RefSeq and is a predicted model, not a curated record. NCBI's taxonomy places the organism in Eukaryota, Metazoa, Chordata, Aves, Passeriformes, Thraupidae. Gene Ontology annotation, molecular function: DNA-binding transcription factor activity, RNA polymerase II-specific; sequence-specific DNA binding. Gene Ontology annotation, biological process: cell differentiation; regulation of transcription by RNA polymerase II. Gene Ontology annotation, cellular component: nucleus.